UGACGUCACUAGCAAAGAUGGCUAUUCGCGUAUCAUGAUAUUUGAUUGUCUAUUGAAAAGUUCUUCCAUGAGAUGUCAUUCACAACGUACAACCCAAAUUAAAGGAAAUUAUCAGAAUAAUCAGCCUUUACUUUGCACAUAAUUAUGGAUAUUCGAAGUGGCACUGCAACCUGGACUACAUCAGAUGCAAGCAUACCUACAAGUGAUAUUUUUCUGAAAGCAGGCCCCAGUGGAAGGAUCCAGGCUUUAAGGACUCAGAAGGAGAAAGAAAGAAAUCCAGAUCGGAUUUGUCUCAACAGAAGAGGUCUCACGAAAUUCCCGCUACUAGUAGGGGAAACAAAGAUUCGUCUACUGACACUCCAACAUAACCUCAUCACCAGACUUGAUGGUGUGUCAACACAAGGACUCAAAAGACUUGUCUUCCUUGAUAUUUAUGACAACCAACUUGAACGCAUUGCCAGUCUUGAUUCUCUUCAGAAUCUUCGUGUCCUACUGAUAGGGAAAAACAGAAUUCGACGUAUCGAGGGUCUGAACUAUCUCAUGAAGCUGGAAGUUCUAGAUCUUCAUGGGAAUCAAAUUACACAAGUUGGUGGAUUGUCAGCACUGAGCGAGCUCAAAGUUCUCAACCUUGCAGGCAAUCAGAUUAGAGUUAUAGGUGCAUCUGAUCUCCAGGGUUUACGGUCACUGCGAGAACUUAACCUGAGACGCAACAGGAUAAAAUCCUUGCUGGGUUUUCGAGAAACACCACAACUACAGAAACUGUUCCUAAGUAACAAUGAACUCCAUGUUGUUGAUGACAUGAGCAGCAUAGUGACAGCCACACAGCUGAGUGAGGUCACUGUGGACGGCAACCCCGUGUCACUGGGUGGCGACUGUGUGUCAUUUCUGGUCUCGUAUCUUCCCUGUCUGAAGCUUCUGAGUUGCAUGGAAGUCACUGAACCAGUGAGAAAGGCUGCAGCAGUUUGGCGAAACAGUAAGGAAUCUUCAAUGCUCAUGUCCCAGCACGGCACUGAAACGUGCGCAGACAUUCGGAGAAAGGAGGUAAUUUCUAACGCUAGAACCAACUGGGAACUCUUACGUUCACAGACACAAUGUUUAUCCUCUUCCACUUUUAGCGGGUCUCUAAAAGACCUGCGUAACAUUGCAGACUAUGAGGCUGGAAAUGAAAGAUAUGUUCAGAGUGACUCUGGUGUGAGGAGUGUCACCUCUUCUGUGUGUACAAAUCAAUACAGACCAGGAACUAACGUGUGGGAGAGACUUAAGAGUGCGCGACCAGCACUGCUAAACACAGCAGAGAAGAAACGAUCGUGUUAUGCUCGUCGUUCCUCGUCACAGGAACUGGACGCUUCUCAACAGACAUCAUCAUCCACUGCCGCGAGCAUUGAUUUCUUUCGACUUCCUCCGAUCAUUGCACCUCCGUCGAAUGAAGAGAAGGCUUCUCACGGGAAUGGUGUAAGUCAAGUGAAUGAAAAUGCUGCACAGCGUGAUGAAAUGAAACGAUGUGACAGUGUAUCGAGCGUUGAACCCAAUGUUGACAGUUCAUUGAGCUCUCUCCCUAGUGAUUCCAACAGCAGUAGUGGCAAGAUUGACAUAAGCAGCAGCAGCGAACAUUCAGAAUCAGAAUCAAGUGAAGAGCCUACUUCUCCUCAGGAAGCAGCGAUGGGAAAUGCCAGGCCUCCGAGGAAUGUGAAGAGUGCAACUCACUACCGCAAGAAUGUGUCUCGCAGGGCACAGACGAGGGCUGCCACAGGACGAGUACAACAGAAACCCUCGGUGCAUCAGGGCAGGGUGCGGGAGCAAGGGGGAGACUUCCUUAUAGAAAUAUGUGGCCGGUUCCUCAACGUCUAUGGGCAAGGUGCUCUCCGUUUCAUAGACCGUCCGUGGAAUUCUGGGAAAGCUGCAGAUGUGAAUACAGUGAAAUUCAAUUACGUUAACUUCAACAGCAUCAUUCCAAUUUUGUGCCGCAUCAAGCACAGGUUCCCAAAUGCCGAGCACUUCAUCUUCCAAGAGACCAACAUUCACUGUCUUGGUCAGCUCAAUGCUUUGGCUGACAUUCAGGGUCUAACCUCGCUGUGUAUCGAAUCUGACGGAAAUUCAAUCACCCAGAAGGAGUGGCAGAAGUACGCCAUCUACAGGCUUUCACACUGGGGUCUCAGGACUAUCAAUGGGAUGGACGUACCAGAUGAGGAGGUCGCAGCCGCGUCAAACGAGUUCCAGGGUCUCGGCGACAUCGUGCUGUGCUCGCUGCCUGAUGCACUGUUGCAGCCUCUGCUGGGACGUGUCCACGUAGAGGGCUCUCAGUCCCUCAUACAGCAGUCUGUCAAUGCCAAGCAGUGGCUUUGGAGUGCAGACCCUGCAUUGCGUAGUGUCAUCGCAAAGGAGGCUCUCCAGUGGCGGAAGGGCACGCUGUCCCAGGAAGACAUGAUGUGGCGACACAAGGGUAGAUGCCAUCUGAAUUCAUUGAUAGAAGUGGCAUGUGCUGCAGUAGAGAAGCUGAGAUUGUUAGAACAAGAGUGGCCGGCCAUCUUGUCCGAACUAGUGCAAGAGACGCUUGUUGACUACUCUCAUCUUGACUCUUACAUGAAGAAAUGUAUCCAUGGUCUCAGAAUAUAGUUUCAUCAAAUGGUUAUUCUAUGACCACAAACA
Zootermopsis nevadensis is the source of this 2646-nucleotide messenger RNA. RefSeq lists its product as uncharacterized. Gene Ontology annotation, molecular function: protein binding. Lineage: Eukaryota; Metazoa; Arthropoda; Insecta; Blattodea; Termopsidae. The record is from RefSeq and is a predicted model, not a curated record.